Telopea speciosissima is the source of this 1238-nucleotide messenger RNA. RefSeq lists its product as uncharacterized. The coding region runs from base 52 to 1005 and encodes 317 amino acids. NCBI's taxonomy places the organism in Eukaryota, Viridiplantae, Streptophyta, Magnoliopsida, Proteales, Proteaceae. The record is from RefSeq and is a predicted model, not a curated record. The transcript is spliced from 9 exons.
UUGAGUUUACUGGUUUUGGAUGAUAUCCUGUAGUAAACCUGAGUGAGAAAUAUGGAGACGCUUUCCAGAACUGGUUUGUUAAGCAGCCUCAACUUUGCAGAGCUAACAUGCCCUACUCCACUUCCUAUCAGAAAAUCUUCAUUUCAUCGUGUUUAUGCCCUGUCGAGGAGAAAUCUAAGAGUUUCUGUUUUCAGAAACGCUCUUCCUGGGAAUGAACUUGCAACAGAAGAUGCUUUACAAAUGUUUCUGAGAGAGAGACAGUUGAAUGGAGAUUUUAUAUCGAAAGCUACAGACUUUUUCUGGAUGAGGGGUAAUUUGGAAUCUGUCAAUUUGGAGGUCAGCAUAUAUGACGAGAUUCCCCAACUGGAGGAGGUCAUUGAAAGGGAAAAUGAUGGUGGAUUUUUGAAGCUGAAAAAAACACAAGAGUGGGUCUUGGGUGACAAUAUUGCACCAAUCAAUAAGAAAGCCAUUACAAAGGAGUUGCAGAAUAAUAGCGAAAGAAGGAAGAGAUUAAAUUUUCUCAAGUAUGAAGCUCUUAAGAAGGAGUUGAUGCUUCUAAAUACUGCUAUUGGAGCUGCAUGCAGCGGAUAUUGUUUGGUAGCCUUUUCAGUUCAGGCUGCCAUCAGUUAUGCUUCAGGAGUUCUUUUCAGCUCUCUAUAUCUUCAGCUCUUGUACCGCCAUGCUGACAGCUUGUCCAAGGAAACUGUUCCUCAGAUCUUUAUGGUGAAGAAGUCUAAGAAAAUUGGAAUAAGAAGUGAGGACCUAAAGAAUCUGUUAGAGAGAUCUAUCAAGGGUACUGCCAUAGCUCUUUCAUCUCCAAGACUUGUGAUCCCUGCAGCAAUAUAUGGAGUUUGGGGCCUGUCUCAGCAUUUCUCCAAUGAUUUCUUUGAUUUCCAGCUUGUUCCAGCAAUGUUUGGGAUGUUUGCCUAUAAGGCUGCUGCUUUGGUUCAAGUAUAUAGGGACAACGAGGACCUGAGAAUAGUCUUUCCAGAGAGCGAGGAGUAAGCAACUGAGUCAGCUUUCUGAUCCUUCUUGAAUCUCUGGAAGCAAAAAUUGAUGCUGUAAAGGAGUAAUCCUCUGUAGAUCUACUAAUUUCCCUUUGAAGUUUUCUCAAUAUCGCAUCAUAUAUCAACUUAUGGUUCCUUUCAAAUGUAGCUCAGUAUCUUGCAAUGUUUGUUAAAUUGGUAGAUUGACAACCAGAACAUUGUUGAUCAAUUCCACGUGUAAUUAGUUCUGAA